UUCCAUAUUUGCGUUAUGAUAUAUGUCCUGAAUCUGUGAAAGAUGAUGGGAAUGAAGAUAAAGAUACCAAAGGAUCAUGUUGCUUCAACCUUCUUUACUCUUUGUGACGCUGAUCGUAUAGAGAUUAAUUCUUUAAUAAAAUUUGUUGACGCUAAAAGGCGGAUAUUGCAUGCAUUUACUGAUUUAGACGAUAUAUUUUUGGAAGGCCCGCUUAAAUUAGAGGAUAUUAUUCUUUCUGGAUUUAAUGUUUUUAAUCUAAUUAAUUCGUUUUCGCCAAAUCCUUCGCCUAUUUCUGAGAAGGAAUUGGAUGAGUGGAGAUUAGAUAUAGAAACUGUUGGAAUAUUUAAUAAAAGAGUUAUUAAAAGUAUUAUUGUUGAGAGAAUGGUCUUUGUUGCUUUUGCAAGAACUAUGCCUGUAUUUAUUAAAUUAUCUAUAUCGGAUCAGGUAUAUUGGAGUUAAUAUUUGGUUUUCAAUAAACUUGUUUAUCA
Messenger RNA from Meloidogyne enterolobii, 488 nucleotides. The record is from the annotation of a GenBank genome assembly. Lineage: Eukaryota; Metazoa; Nematoda; Chromadorea; Rhabditida; Meloidogynidae.